AUGAUUUGUUAUUUAUCAACGAAAACCGACAUGGGCGAGCAGAAUGAUCCACCAUUACCAAUGUUCGUGCAAUAUGCAACGGCAUCAGCAGAGCCUGUGAAAAAAUUUCGCAUUCAACCACAUGGUAACGUGACAAAAUCAACGCGUCCUUUCACGUCAACGGUUCCAGCCGUUCUGGAACGUGUUCGAGUAAGUUUUAAGAAAAUAGAUGAUCAUGAAAGUCCACGUUGGAAUUCCAUUUUCAGUCUCAAUCGCUAA
Messenger RNA from Rotaria sp. Silwood2, 258 nucleotides. The record is from the annotation of a GenBank genome assembly. NCBI's taxonomy places the organism in Eukaryota, Metazoa, Rotifera, Eurotatoria, Philodinida, Philodinidae.